ACGCAGUGACGACAUUUCACCAAAAAAAAAAAAGCGUUUCUCUCUCAUCUCUUCAGCAAAAGAAUCGGUGAACGGAAAGCCAGCAGAGACAGAGAGAUUGAGUCGAGUAUAAAUAAUAUAUAUAUGUCUGUCUAGAACCAGCGCUUUCCUGUAACAUCUUCUCUUUCUUUUCCAUUGUUUUCCCGUGCAAUUUCGGAUCUAAUAACCAUUCCUAAAAUGGCACUGCGUUUCCUCACACUGUCGUAAAAUUUUCCCUUGCUUUCUACAAUCCCUGCUUUGUUAGAUUUUCUCGGCAACCAAUCAUGCUUUCGCUGCAGAACGAUCCUCGCCAACACCAACAGCAGCAACAAUUCCAGCACCGGGAGCCUCAGAUGCAGGUUUCUAGGGUUCCGUACAAUGGCGAUCAGCGUGAUGAGUCCUUUGUUUUGCAUUCCGAGUCUUCCUCGGCUUCCUCGAAUCUCAAUCUCUCGCAGCCGUUGGAUCCCCGCGAAGUUGAUGAGGACAUGCUCUUGGCCCUUGCUCAUCAGAAUUACAAAGCUGGGAACUAUAAGCAGGCAUUGGAACAUAGUGAUGUUGUUUAUGAAAGGAAUCCACGGCGUACUGAUAACCUACUUCUUUUGGGUGCUAUUUAUUAUCAGUUGCAUGAUUUUGAUAUGUGUGUUGCGAAGAAUGAAGCAGCUCUUAGAAUUGACCCACAUUUUGCUGAGUGCUAUGGCAACAUGGCAAAUGCUUGGAAGGAAAAAGGAAACAUUGAUUUGGCGAUCCAAUAUUAUUUGAUUGCCAUUGAGCUUCGACCAAAUUUUGCUGAUGCAUGGUCUAAUUUAGCUAGUGCAUAUAUGCGGAAAGGAAGACUUAAUGAGGCAGCUCGGUGUUGUCGCCAGGCUCUUUCAUUAAACCCUCAUUUGGUUGAUGCGCACAGUAACCUCGGGAAUCUGAUGAAAGCCCAAGGUUUAGUGCAAGAGGCAUAUAAUUGCUACGUUGAGGCUCUCCGUAUACAACCAAAUUUUGCUAUAGCAUGGUCCAACCUUGCUGGCCUUUUCAUGGAAGCAGGUGACCUUAAUAGGUCUCUUCAGUAUUACAAGGAAGCAGUUAAGCUUAAACCGGCAUUUCCAGAUGCCUAUCUGAACCUGGGAAGUGUUUACAAGGCUUUGGGAAUGCCUCAAGAGGCCAUUGCGUGUUAUCAGCGUGCUCUUCAAUCGCGUCCAGACUAUGCUAUGGCUUAUGGUAAUUUGGCUAGUAUAUAUUAUGAGCAAGGGAAACUGGAUAUGGCGAUACUCCACUAUAAGCGAGCCAUUGCUUGUGAUGCUGCAUUCUUGGAGGCAUACAAUAAUUUGGGCAAUGCACUGAAAGAUGCUGGAAGGGUCGAGGAGGCGAUUCCCUGCUACCAUCAAUGUCUGGCUUUGCAACCCAGCCAUCCACAAGCACUUACUAACCUUGGAAAUAUAUACAUGGAAUGGAAUAUGAUGACUGCUGCUGCACAAUUUUAUAAGGCAACAUUAUCUGUAACAACAGGACUUUCUGCCCCUUUCAACAACUUAGCGAUAAUCUACAAACAACAGGGUAAUUACGCAGAUUCUAUAUCUUGCUAUAAUGAAGUUCUCCGCAUCGAUCCGUUGGCAGCUGAUGGACUUGUCAAUAGGGGAAACACAUACAAGGAGAUUGGUAGGGUCAAUGAAGCAAUUCAAGACUACUUGCGUGCUAUUGCCAUUCGGCCAACCAUGGCUGAAGCUCAUGCAAAUCUGGCAUCAGCUUACAAGGAUAGUGGACAUGUCGACGCAGCUAUAAAAAGUUAUAAGCAAGCAUUGGUUUUGCGCCCUGAUUUUCCAGAAGCAACUUGUAAUCUUCUACACACAUUACAGUGUGUUUGUGAUUGGGAUGUGCGCGAUAAGAUGUUCAUUGAAGUUGAAGGGAUACUUCGGAGGCAGAUAAAGAUGUCUGUUAUUCCAAGUGUGCAGCCAUUCCAUGCCAUAGCCUAUCCCCUUGAUCCAGUGCUUGCAUUGGAAAUUAGUCGUAAAUAUGCUUCACAUUGCUCUGUGAUUGCUGCCCGUUACUCACUUCCUUCAUUCAAUCAUCCUUCACCAUUACCCAUAAGAGGCGGGGGUAGGAAUGGCCGGUUAAGGAUUGGAUAUGUCAGCAGUGACUUCGGUAACCAUCCGUUAUCACAUCUUAUGGGCUCAGUAUUUGGCAUGCAUAAUAGAGAAAAUGUGGAGGUGUUCUGCUAUGCUUUGAGUCCAAAUGAUGGCACUGAGUGGAGGCUACGUAUCCAGUCAGAGGCAGAGCACUUUGUAGAUGUGUCUUCUAUGUCAUCUGAUAUGAUUGCUAGGAUGAUUAAUGAUGAUCAAAUACAAAUCCUUGUGAACCUUAAUGGUUAUACCAAGGGGGCUAGAAAUGAAAUAUUUGCCAUGCAGCCUGCUCCUAUCCAGGUUUCAUACAUGGGAUUUCCUGGAACAACAGGAGCAUCUUACAUACAUUAUUUGGUCACUGACGAGUUUGUUUCACCUACAUGUUUAUCAAACAUUUACUCUGAGAAGCUUGUCCAUCUGCCGCAUUGUUACUUCGUAAAUGAUUAUAAGCAGAAAAAUCGCGAUAUAUUGGAUCCAAGCUGCACUCCCAAGCGUUCAGAUUAUGGAUUGCCAGAGGACAAAUUUAUAUUUGCUUGUUUCAAUCAGCUGUACAAGAUGGACCCUGAAAUUUUCGUAACUUGGUGCAAUAUACUCAAGCGUGUGCCCAAUAGUGCACUUUGGCUUCUCAGAUUUCCAGCAGCAGGCGAGAUGAGACUUCGGACAUAUGCUGCUGCAGAGGGGGUGCAACCAGAGCAAAUUAUUUUCACAGAUGUUGCCAUGAAAAACGAACAUAUCAGACGGAGUUCUUUGGCAGAUCUAUUCCUUGACACGCCAUUAUGCAAUGCCCACACAACGGGCACAGAUAUACUUUGGGCUGGUCUGCCUAUGGUGACCCUUCCCCUCGAGAAAAUGGCAACUAGAGUCGCUGGUUCACUUUGUGUGGCCACUGGAGUUGGGGAGGAGAUGAUUGUCAACAGCAUGAAAGAGUAUGAAGAGAAGGCAGUAUCUUUGGCACUAAAUCGCUCAAAGCUUCAGGAUCUUACCUACAGACUCAAAGCAGUCCGUUUGACUUGCCCUCUAUUUGAUACGACACGUUGGGUGAGGAAUCUUGAGCGAGCAUAUUUCAAGAUGUGGAAUUUGUAUUGCUCUGGCCAACAUCCGCAGCCCUUUAAAGUGACGGAGAAUGAUUCAGAAUAUCCAUAUGAUGGAUAGAAAAGUAAAUAAGAGAGAUGGGAAUGUAGAUAUAAGCAAAAAGAGAAUGUAAAGUGGUUACUUGUAAGGUUAUAUUGGUUGAUUUGGGAGAGAUGUUAUUGUCCUUUGGGUAGUACUUUCUGUGUGGGCAGCAUAUGCAUAUGCACAUAUGCAGCUGUUAGUUGAAUUUACUCACUUUGAUUACUUGCAACAAAGUAAUUUGUGGAGAAUGCAAUUUGCAUUGCAAAUGACUAAGCAUGCAAUUCUCUUUACAUGCCUUGCAACUCAAUUCUCUUUACAUGCCUUGCAUUACGCA
Molecule: messenger RNA, 3570 nt
Organism: Camellia sinensis
Lineage: Eukaryota; Viridiplantae; Streptophyta; Magnoliopsida; Ericales; Theaceae
Product: putative UDP-N-acetylglucosamine--peptide N-acetylglucosaminyltransferase SEC
Biological process (GO): protein O-linked glycosylation
Molecular function (GO): protein O-acetylglucosaminyltransferase activity; protein binding
Source: RefSeq, a predicted model, not a curated record